AUGAACAGGAGAUGGCUUCUCUCCAUCGAACCUUGGCAGCAGUAUGCGCAUUCCCAACAUGAACCCUGCUUUUUUUCCAUUCAUCUAAUACAGAUGAUAGGUCAUCCUCGCCUCAUAAGUUCUGAUACUCGUCCAGGCACUCUAUACUCAAAGUGUAAAGCACACGUCAAAUGGUAG
This is a messenger RNA of Trichoderma gamsii, 177 nucleotides long. RefSeq lists its product as hypothetical. The coding region runs from base 1 to 177 and encodes 58 amino acids. The record is from RefSeq and is a predicted model, not a curated record. The transcript is spliced from 2 exons. Lineage: Eukaryota; Fungi; Ascomycota; Sordariomycetes; Hypocreales; Hypocreaceae.